AUGCAGGGGCAAUUGUUUGAGGGUACUAUAAUUGUAGUGAAGCAACUCUCCUCUAAAUCAAAUCAAGGAAAUCAUGAAUUUUUGAAUGAAAUGGGCAUGAUUUCCUGCUUACAACACCCAAAUCUUGUUAAGCUUCAUGGAUGUUGUAUUGAAGUGGACCAAUUGUUACUGGUCCAAUUGAUACUUGAUUGGCCAACAAGGCUUAAGAUUUGCAUUAAGAUUGUUAGAGGUUUAGCUUUUCUACAUGAGGAAUCAAGACUCAAGAUUGUUCAUAGAGACAUUAAAGCUACUAAUGUGUUGCUUGAUGAAAACCUAAACCCUAAAAUUUCCAACUUCGGAUUGGCUAGGCUUAAUGAAGAUGAAAAAAGCCACAUUAGCACUCGAUUUGCUGGAACAAUGUAA
Camellia sinensis is the source of this 402-nucleotide messenger RNA. The record is from RefSeq and is a predicted model, not a curated record. Lineage: Eukaryota; Viridiplantae; Streptophyta; Magnoliopsida; Ericales; Theaceae.